AUGAAAAGUUUAAAUUACCGAUUUCCUCAUUCAAGGCAAGAUUCUGGAUAAAUGAAUAUAGCGAGAUCAUAAAUACCUUAAGGAUAAUAGGUGAUUAAUGUGUUGAAUAAGUAAUGAAGUAUGUAAAUCAAAAGCCGCUCAAAUGAAUAGAAUUGUGAUAGAUCACCUGCUCCUAUGGUACAUGGUUUACAAAAAUUCGCAGUACCAUCUAGCUAAUAAUCAUCAGCAAAUCAUUCGAAGAAGUCUUCGAUUUCAAAAUAAUAGUAACCAAAAUAAAUUGGUUUUCUUAACUACUUGAUUCUGAAGGAUAAAUCCUAAAUAAUACAGGAUGAAGAGAAAGAAAGUUAAGCUCUAUUGUUUAUAUUUAGAUAUUAAUGAGCCUGUAGUAUAAAAGAACAUGUUCAAUUUUUAAUUCGUAAUUGGGAUUGGUGGAUUUGGCAAGGUUUGGAAGGUGGAAUAUAAAAAGACUGGUUAGAUAUAUGCGAUGAAAGAAAUGUCCAAAGCUUUGUAUGUUAUGUGUCUAUAUUGUAGGAUUAUAGCCAAAAAAAGUGUUAAUUCAGUUAUGAAUGAAAGAAACAUUCUAAGUAAUCUCAAGCAUCCGUAAUUAUUUAAUCAAAUAUAGAUUUUUAGUUAACAUCUAUUAUGCAUUUUAAGACCGGGAAAACCUUUUCUUGGUGUUGGAUUACAUGCAGGGAGGAGACCUAAGAUAUCAUAUUGGAAAGAUGAGAAGAUUCUCGGAGGAUCAAACAAGUAAGAAUCCAUUUGAAUAUUCAGGAUUUUUUAUGGCUUGCAUAUUUUUAGGAUUAGAAUACAUGCAUUCUAAGAAUAGUCUUCAUAGAGAUAUCAAACCUGAAAAUUUGGUGCUUGAUAAAAAUGGUAAUACAUCAAAAUACAAUUUAGGUUAUAUUAGAAUAACUGAUCUUGGGAUAGCCAGAAUUUUAAGGCCUGAUAAUUCUUAAGACACUUCAGGAACUCCAGGAUACAUGGGUAAAUUCUUAGUUGAAUUUGUUAGCUCCUGAAGUCAUGUGUAGAUAGAACCAUUCUUUUGCUGUAGAUUACUUUGCUUUGGGAGUGAUUGGAUAUGAGUUUAUGUUAGGAAGAGUAAUUAUUGUUUCAUUAAUAAACUUAGAGACCUUACACUGGUAGAUCAAGAAAGGAAAUUCGAGAUUAGAUUCUGGCCAAAUAGGUGCAAAUAAAAAGAUCUGAGAUUCCCGAUAAUUGGUCAUUAGAAUCUGCAGAUUUUAUAAAUAGAGUAUAAUUCAUUAUACAUUAUAUAGCUAAUACAACGAAAGCCUGCAAAUCGAUUAGGAUUUAAUGGUCCUCAUGAACUGAGACAACACUCUUGGUUUAAGAAUUUUCCAUGGUAGAAAUUAAUGAAUAAGGAAUUGAAAUCUCCUUAUAUCCCAAAUGUAUUAUGCCUAAAUAAUUUAGUAAAAUGAGGAUAAUUUUGAUGCUAGAUAAAUUUCGAUUGAAGAUGAUGAAAACAAUGAGCUUAUUCAAUAGCAUUCAAUAAUGCUAAGGAGAAAUUCGAUAUAAUGUAUAUCUUUGAAUCUAAAAUAGCUUAAUUUUCUGGAUAUGAAAUGGAUAAUUUUAGUGAUAAACAGAACACAUAGUUUAAUAAUUUUUGA
Messenger RNA from Paramecium octaurelia, 1628 nucleotides. The record is from the annotation of a GenBank genome assembly. NCBI's taxonomy places the organism in Eukaryota, Ciliophora, Oligohymenophorea, Peniculida, Parameciidae.